GGCUCCUCCCGGCGGGUCCCGGACAGGAAGAGGAUGACGUAAGUGCGCUCCGCUCGCAGCAGAUUCAAGUUACAGUACAUCACCGCGGGUGCGCGCGUCCGUGCGUUCGCGUGUUCUUGAAUGUCGCGCAUUUGCGGAUAGUGGCUGGAGGAGGAAAAGUGUGUUUACACAGACGGCCCGAGCGCCUGGGGAAUAGCGCGCGGCGAGAGGAAGUGAGCCGGCUCGCUGUCUGCCUGCACCAACUUCCUGCUCAGAGUGAGAGAGAGAGAGGGAGAGAGAGAGAGAGAGAGAGAGAGAGAGAAAACAGUCGGGAUCCCAUUACAGUCCGACUGAGAGCUGACGAGACGGCCGACAGCAUGGAAAAACAGCGCAUUAUACGGAAUUCUUGGUAAAAAAGUUAUUAAGGACACAGAAAACCCAAACCUUUACGCACAGAUAUGGAGAGUGCCAUCACGCUGUGGCAGUUUUUGCUGCAGCUACUGCUAGACCAAAGCCACAAGCACUUGAUUUGCUGGACCUCCAAUGACGGCGAGUUCAAACUGCUCAAGUCCGAAGAAGUGGCCAAACUCUGGGGCCUUCGCAAGAACAAGACCAACAUGAACUACGACAAACUAAGCAGAGCACUACGCUACUAUUACGACAAGAAUAUCAUCAAGAAGGUGAUCGGCCAGAAGUUUGUUUAUAAAUUUGUUUCGUUCCCUGACAUUCUCAAAAUGGACCCUCAAGCCGUCGAGCUCGGCCGCGAAGGGGCUCACAUCUCUGGGGGUGGGAUGUUGCAGGAGGCGGAGUCCGAUUGCGGCGAAGGGGAGGAGUCUCCGAAACUAUCCCUGAGAAGCCCCGCCUUUAGAAAUGAGUAUCUGCACUCUGGUCUGUACUCAUCCUUCACUGUCAGCUCCCUCCAAAGCCCGCCUCCGCUGCUGCGUCCCAUAAAAAUCGAGAAACAGCGAGGAGAGGAGGGGCCGACGGUGAUUCGGUUCGGCAAUCGAACAGAUAAGGUCGCUUCACUCUCCUCCUCACCGCCACCCUCUCCCUGCUCUUCUCGCAGCCCCUCCCCCUGUCACAGUCCCAUCUAUACGAUGCGGCCGAGGCAUCCAGAGGCUCAUUUAGACGAAUCGGAACAGAGCGUUCAGCCUCUGAAUUUAUCGUCUGGCCACAGGGAGCGAGCUCAGAACCGGGCCACGCCGCCCGAGAGGAGGACCGGCAGCAAUGGAUUUCCUCUCAAACCGAGGAAACCCAGAGGGCUGGAAAUCUCCGCCCCGUCCAUACUGCUUUCAGGAAGUGACUUGGGCUCCAUCGCCCUCAACAGCCCAGCGCUACCCUCAGGGUCACUAACGCCAGCUUUUUUCACUGCACAGACUCCCUCCGGUCUGCUGUUGACUCCCAGUCCUCUCCUGUCCUCCAUUCAUUUCUGGAGCAGUCUGAGUCCCGUAGCACCUUUGAGCCCCGCGAGACUCCAGGGCCACGGGUCACUCUUUCAGUUCCCCACCCUGUUGAACGGACCCCUCCCGGUGCCUCUUCCCAACCUGGACAGGUCCUCCCCACCAUCUUCUCUUCUCCUGUCUUCCGGUGCACAGAAGUCCUGAUUCGCGGACAAUCUGUGUACCCCAAGUUAUACUCUUACACUAAUAAAGGAAUUAUGGACCUUCAUGGAUUUUGAGCCAGACUGCACUUCGCCCCCUUGUGGCCGUCGACACGUAUAGCACUCGCAGAUUUCUUGUUUCACAAACGGACCAGCAAACUGUGUAGGUAUUUUUCUAACUCGGGCUGCCAUCCAAACAGCUCACAAACUCCUCGAAUAGAAACGAUUACGACAUGAUGCCAAAGAACAUGAAGUGACCGUACGAGGACACGGACAGUCAGUGGAAAUGCAGCCUUGGAAAUGAACGCAUUCAUGACGUGCCUUCCGGCAAAUUACUUCGAAAUAUCUCCGAGACGAAGUACAGUUCUGGACACUUGAUGGUUGUGAAGAAAUACGUAUUGAAGCACCUUCAGCAUCAUCUUACAAGCAAAGCUUUCCUUCCCGUAUUGUCCUCUUCAGUACACAAAUCACAUUUUAGGUGCUCUUAAAAAAAUUCUCAGUUUGGAAAACUAUGUUUUUUAAGUGCAAAACAUUUGAGAAAUCUCAUUAGCAUUUGAGUCUCUUUUAAAAAAUAUAUAUUUUUGAGGCUGUGAACUGGGUUUUUGUUCGUUUGUCUGGUAUUGUAUUGUAUAAUAUUGCAUUGUAUGCACUGUGCUUCAAAUGUACUACCGGCUGUGCCUUUUUCCCCGUGUAAGAAUUGUGCGUUUGUAUUAUUUUCCUGCUUAAAAACAAUUUUGUAAUAGACGAAAUUCCAUUUCAUAUCGGAAAGAAAAGCUUUGUAAUAGCUUCUGGUAAUAUUUGUCAUUAAGGAAUUGAUUAAAAAUGUAUUCUCAUA
This is a messenger RNA of Triplophysa dalaica, 2414 nucleotides long. It is a transcript of the gene elk3, whose product is annotated as ETS transcription factor ELK3. Gene Ontology annotation, molecular function: sequence-specific DNA binding; DNA-binding transcription factor activity, RNA polymerase II-specific. Lineage: Eukaryota; Metazoa; Chordata; Actinopteri; Cypriniformes; Nemacheilidae. The record is from RefSeq and is a predicted model, not a curated record. The transcript has 5 exons. Gene Ontology annotation, biological process: regulation of transcription by RNA polymerase II; cell differentiation. Gene Ontology annotation, cellular component: nucleus. The coding region runs from base 438 to 1583 and encodes 381 amino acids.